GUAAAUUUUGGGAUUAGUGAUGUCACCAACCCAGGAAGAAGCUCGUUAGUCCUACCAGCCAUUUGUUGUAGUCCUUAAAUUUGUAGUCAGCUAAUUCUGUAAAAGAAAAAAUCUCCCUUUGCAUUGAACUUUGAGCGUCGUAACUUUGCAGAUGUUGUUUAUGAUCUAACAGCAACAUUACACACUAACUAAAGUUAAAAAAGUGAAAUCAUAAUCAACCAAACUUGAAACCUUGAAACAACUGGUACAAGCAAUCAAACCACUCACGCGUCAAACAUCAUGCACACUGUGGUAUUUGUAGGGGGCUUUCUGUUGGCUUCCUGUACACAUUCCUCCACAAGCGCUAACAGGUCGCCUGUAGGAAUGUUUGCCUGUUCGUCCAGGAUGGCACCUUGUCACUCAUCUCACCCCAGACCAAAUCCUUCUCCAGCACACAGUGCAGCCACAGCUGACAGAACAACAGCAUGUCACUCCACAGCCUCCGUGUGCAAGCCGUCCUUCUCAUAAGCGUCCUGUCCGUCUGCUCACCCUCAGGUGGUUCAUCUGAGAGUAGACUUCACAGGAUCCUGAUGAAACGAGAUGCAAAGGAGCUGGAAGCCAGGCCUAAAGCACAGAUCGCAGUGUUGCAGUCCAAGGCUAAACAGUUUCUGUCAGCUCUUCACAGGGCUAAAAGAAAUGUGUGGGACCGUAGCCGCCCUGACGUCCAGCAGUGGAUCCAGCAAUUCAUGUACAUGGGCUAUGAUGAGGCAAGACUUGAGACUGAUCUCUCCUAUUGGAUGGACCAGGCCAGAUCAAAUGACCAGGGCCGGCAGCAUCAUCAUGAUGAGAAUGCACCAAUGAGCCAACAGGACCCCAGUUCCUACAGACAUGGGGCCAACGUCAAUUAUGAUUACUAUUAAACCACUUUACAAACUAUCUUGAACCUAACAUUCGCUGUGAGAUUUAGAAUCCAUUCUAGGGCAAUGUAUAUACCACACAACCUACACAAUGUCCCGUAUAUGAUGUAAUUUUUUUUUAAUCAAGUUAAAAGUAGUCUUUAAAAGUAGUACUUUAGUCAAGUAGGAUUAUGAGGGGAAGCAAAUCAAGUUUGAAUAAUAGAGACUGGAAUUAAUGCACAGUGAAUGAAAAAUAACAGUGCUUUUUUUCCCCCUUGUUUGUAUUCUAUGAUUGCAUUGAAUCCUGACUGUAUUGUAAAUAUAAUGAAAGUGGCUAUAUCUUGAAUAAAACUUCAGUGAG
Molecule: messenger RNA, 1236 nt
Organism: Ctenopharyngodon idella (grass carp)
Lineage: Eukaryota; Metazoa; Chordata; Actinopteri; Cypriniformes; Xenocyprididae
Gene: ecrg4b
Product: ECRG4 augurin precursor b
Exons: 4
Coding region: 465-899 (144 amino acids)
Biological process (GO): anaphase-promoting complex-dependent catabolic process; cellular senescence; G1 to G0 transition
Source: RefSeq, a predicted model, not a curated record